Messenger RNA from Ochotona princeps (American pika), 1917 nucleotides. RefSeq names its product outer dense fiber of sperm tails 2 like (gene ODF2L). The transcript is spliced from 15 exons. Gene Ontology annotation, biological process: negative regulation of cilium assembly. The record is from RefSeq and is a predicted model, not a curated record. The coding region runs from base 23 to 1897 and encodes 624 amino acids. Lineage: Eukaryota; Metazoa; Chordata; Mammalia; Lagomorpha; Ochotonidae. Gene Ontology annotation, cellular component: centrosome; ciliary basal body.
GUGGUAUAUUUCUCUUCAAAGUAUGGCUAGUUUAUGUGAUAGAUUUAACUUAAAUUGUACUUGUGCAUUUGUAUUUAGCCCACAGCAGGUCAUCUUCAAUGAAAAGAGUGAGCUGAAAGAAACACCUACAGAAUGCGAGCGGGCAGCCUCUCCUGCAGAAUUACUCGUGCUUUUACUGAAAGACACCGUCGAAGAGAUUAGUUCUGAGAAUGCUGAUCUUUCUGCAUCUAAUUUGAAGAUUUCUAAGCAGAAGGAAAUAUUAACAAAAGAAUUAGACACUUUCAAAUGUGAAAACAUAGCUGUAGACCAUCUUAGAGACACAGACUGCGAACAAACAGGAGAUUCUUCCUCCUCCAAGUUUGUAGAGAAUCUAACCGGUGAUGAAGAUGAACAUGCUAAUCUACAGAAGAAAAUAAUGGAAAAGGAGACCUAUAUCCAAGAACUUUCUUCUUUGUUUCAGGAUGAAAAGGCAAAUACUUUGAAAGCAAACCGUUUGUCUCAAUCAGUAAAGCUAGUGCACGAACGACUCCAGCUCCAGAUUCAUAAAAAAGAAGCAGAGAAUGAUAAGUUAAAAGACUACAUAAAGGGCUUAGAAACCAAGAUAGCCAAGUGGAACUUACAGUUGAAAACCAGUAAGCAGGAGGCAGUAGCAAUGAAAAAAGCCAGUAGGCAGAAGGCUAUAGCUCUGAAAAAGGCAUCUAAGAUUUAUAAACAGCGGCUUGAGCAUUUUACAGGCGACAUUGAAAACAUCACUUCCCAAAUUAGAGAUCAGGAAGCCAAGUUGUCUGAAACAGUUUCAGCUUCCAAUGCCUGGAAAAGUCAUUACGAGAAAAUUGUAAUAGAGAAAACUGAAUUGGAAGUUCAGAUUGAAACAAUGAAAACGCAAAUUGUUAAUCUUUCGGAGGACAUAAAGAAAAUGGAAGCCCAUGGUAAAAAUUCAUAUGAAGAAAUUCUUAGAAAACUACAAUCAGUUGAGAAUGAAAAAGAAACUCUGAAUCUUGAGAAUACAAAGUUAAAGACUACACUUGCUUCGUUGAAGGAGGAAGUCGUGUCUGUGGAAAAUGAACUACAUGAAUUACAAGAAGUGGAAAAACAACAAAAAGCCCUUAUUGAGGUAUAUGAAACUCAGGUACAAAACUUGCAAGAAGCUGCUGAAGUGGUGAAAAGCAGAUGUGAAAAUUUGCUACGUGAAAAUAAACUAAUAGCAAAAAGGAAAAAUAAAAAAAUAGAGAAAAUGAGAGGCCAGAUGGAGUCUCAGAUGCAGGAGUUAGAGCACGUGCGUGAUUCCUUGACGGCGGCCGAGCGGAGGCUUCGCGAGUGUCAGGAGAACCUACAGCGCUGCAAGGGGAUGUGUGCGGACCAGGCGCACACCGUUAGGGAGCUGCAGGGCCAGAUUGAAGGAAGUAACAAUCUUCUAGCAAAGGUUUCUCUGGAAGAGGAAAAUUAUCUUAUUCAGUUGAAGUGUGAAAGCCUUAAACAAAAAUUGGAGCAAAUGGAUGCAGAAAACAAAGAGCUUGAAAAGAAAUUGGCAAACCAAGAGGAGUGUCUUAAACAGAGCAAUCUGAAGUUUAAAGAGAAAUCUGCAGAAUACACAGCCUUGGCCAGGCAACUGGAAGCUGCUUUAGAGGAAGGAAGACAGAAGGUCUCUGAAGAAAUAGAGAAAAUAUCGUCUCGAGAGAGGGCUUUGCAAAUUAAAAUAUUAGAUCUGGAAACUGAGCUUAGAAAGAAAAAUGAAGAACAAAAUCAAUUUAUUUGCAAAAUGAACAGUAAAGCUCAACAUCAGGAAGUGUGUUUGAAAGAAAUUCAAUAUAACCUUGAGAAGACGGAGAGUCAAAAUGAGAGCAUUAAGAAUUAUUUGCAAUUUCUUAAAACUUCUUAUGUAACAAUGUUUGGAUAAAUUGUAUAAUUUCUUUUCUA